Girardinichthys multiradiatus is the source of this 2348-nucleotide messenger RNA. It is a transcript of the gene fbxo32, whose product is annotated as F-box protein 32. Gene Ontology annotation, cellular component: SCF ubiquitin ligase complex; nucleus; cytoplasm. Gene Ontology annotation, biological process: protein ubiquitination. Gene Ontology annotation, molecular function: protein binding. Lineage: Eukaryota; Metazoa; Chordata; Actinopteri; Cyprinodontiformes; Goodeidae. The record is from RefSeq and is a predicted model, not a curated record. The coding region runs from base 149 to 1222 and encodes 357 amino acids. The transcript is spliced from 9 exons.
AAAGGCGAGCUGCGCAGAGUCAAUGCAAGCACACAAACGCAUUUAACUUUAAGAAGAAAGACGCAGUUAAACAAGGCAGCGGCCUGAGUGGUAUUUUUUUUUUUCACAGCUUUCUCUUAAAAGUUUAGCUGUAAGUUGCCGAGUCGGGAUGCCUUUUCUCGGACAGGACUGGAGGUCACCGGGUCAGAACUGGGUGAAAACCGACGAAGGAUGGAAAAAGAGGACAGCAGACGACAAAAACAACAACGUCUCUGUGGAGAGCUUCUGCAAAGUCAAUGAGCCAGAAUGUUUCAACAAGGAGAACCGACUGCUCUCUCUCAGCUAUGACAUGUCUGCCAAGAAGAGGAAAAAAGAUCUGAUGAACAACAACUCCAAGGUCCCCUAUUUCCAUAGGGAAAAGUGGAUUUAUGUUCAUAAAGGAAGCACCAAGGAGCGCCACGGAUAUUGUACACUGGGAGAGGCCUUCAACCGCUUGGAUUUCUCCAGCGCCAUCAAGGACACGAGGAGAUUUAAUUACGUUGUCAGACUCCUGGAACUUAUCGCCAAGUCGCAGCUCCCUUCUCUCAGCGGCGUGGCGCAGAAAAACUACAUGAAUAUUCUAGAGAGAGUUGUUCAGAAAGUUCUCAACGACCAGCUAAACGUCCGUCCUAUCAAAGAGCUCCUGCAGACCCUGUACGUCUCACUGUGUGGUCUCGUUCAGGACAUGGGCAAGUCUGUGCUGGUGGGAAACAUAAACAUCUGGGUGCACCGCAUGGAGAACAUCCUGCAGUGGCAGCAGCAGCUGGACAACAUCCAGAUCAACAGACCUACAUCUAUAGGGAUGACUCUGACCGACCUGCCUGCCAGUCUGCAGCUAAACAUCAUGCAGCGACUAACGGACGGCAGGGACCUGGUCAGCCUGGGCCAGGUGUGCCCGGAGCUGGGGACCCUCACAGAGGACCGUCUGCUGUGGAAGAAACUCUGCCAGUACCACUUCACAGACAGACAGAUCCGCAAACGUCUGAUGGUGUCGGAGAAAGGUCACCUGGAGUGGAAGAAAAUGUACUUUAAGCUGAGUCGCUGCUAUCCUCAUAGAGAGCAGUACAGCGACACCCUGCACCUCUGCACACACUGCCACAUCCUUUUCUGGAAGGACACAAACCACCCCUGCACAGCCAACAACCCUGAAGGCUGCACCACGUCCCUCUCACCUCAAGAUUUUAUCAAUCUGUUUAAUUUCUGAUCCCUGCAACACACACACACACACACUCCCCUGCUCCUUCAAAAAAAAAAAAAAAAGGUAUUCAUUCAUAUUUCCAAGUAUGGACUGGGCUGUACAUACUGUUCUUGUACAUAAAAAAAAAAAAUCUUUUUUGUUUCAUAUCCCAAUCAUGUCCUGGAUGUAUAUUUACUUGCGGCAUGAAUCUGGAGGGGACCCAGGCUGUGGGACAACUAUGCAAUUUUAUUUAGUUUGAGUUUUCGGAUGAGAUUAGCAGCUUGAAGCAUUUGAAAGUGACCGAAUGUGAUGGAGAACGAAGGGAAUGUGGGAGCGACUGGCCUGGGUGACGGUGGGGUGGGAUAUUUGGCCAUUAAAGUUUUGUCUUAGUUUAAUGGGGCCUCUGAGGGAUUUUGGUUUUAUUUUUAUUCAAAUUUUAGUAGUUCAUACUUUUGUUUUUAUUUUUUUUUAUCUGAAAUAGAAAGAUGAUCAGAUUAAAAUGGUGAAAUUAAAAGGCCUCCACUCCUGGGAAGGUGCAAUGUGUUUUAUGUGGAGCUGUGGUCUGCAGUAAUGGGUAAGGGGUGAAUACAAGCAAGGGAAUUGUUGAGAAACCACAAAAUGCUUGAAUUUUGUUUUUAUGCUUUUUUUUCACUUUUAUAUGGAUUUGAUAUUUUGUCUUCUGCUCUGCCAGUUACAGCAGCAGCUGAAUGCAGUAUUACCAAACAUUGUAAUCAAAGCCAGUGUAACAGUGGUGUGUGCCUUUUUAUGAAACUUGAAGCAAUUCCAGCAAAAUAUGUCUUGUUUGCAGCUUUUCUAAACCGUGAUGCUGGUUUUUUUUGUUUUGUUUUUUAAUAAUGUUUCAUUUUACAGAGAAGUUGAGGUGCGAUGCUCUGAAACCAAAGGUCGUUAGUGGGGAGAACCUUUUUUCUGUGAAGACUCCUGCAUGUGUUUUCAAGCAGCCAGCUGAUUGUGUUGUUUACAUAUUUAUUUCUUGAGAUUUUUGGCGAAUGGUUCAAAUUUCAUACUUUUGGAUGAAAGAAGUGAGUUUUAAGUGUAAUGGGGGCCCUUUGUCACAGCUUGAACUUUGAGGAACAAUGUAUGUGCUAUGCAAUGCAGUCUGUUUAUGUUGAAUAAAUAAAGAAAGUGAAACUGA